This is a messenger RNA of Otolemur garnettii (small-eared galago), 3192 nucleotides long. RefSeq names its product SFT2 domain containing 3 (gene SFT2D3). Gene Ontology annotation, cellular component: membrane. The record is from RefSeq and is a predicted model, not a curated record. Lineage: Eukaryota; Metazoa; Chordata; Mammalia; Primates; Galagidae. Gene Ontology annotation, biological process: vesicle-mediated transport. The coding region runs from base 382 to 1035 and encodes 217 amino acids. The transcript has a single exon.
CUGGUCUGGAAUUCCUGAGAUUAGGCGAUCCACCUGCCUCUGGCUCCCAGAGUGUUCGGAUUACAGGAGUGAGCCGCCAAGCCCAGCCAGAGACCCUGUCCAUAAGGUACAGGCCGUAAGAACGCCUCCUCAGAACAGAGAACAGCAUCAGCGGCUGGGAGACUGCAAGAGAGACGUCCGAAAGAACCACCGGUCCCGCGGUCAGGGGAAACCACCACAGUCCGUAUAAGGGCUGCCCAGCUCUUCCGCGCGCGUCGCAGUCCCGCCCCUUCCGCCGAGGCCGACCAACCGCCCCUGAGGGUGGAGCCGUUUCCACCCGAGGCUGAGCACAGCCGGAAGCGGGCGGUAACCCUGGGCCCUGCCCCUGCCGCCCUGUUGGAGAUGGCGGACCUCCACCGCCAGCUGCAGGAGUACCUGACGCAGGGGAAAGCGGGCGGGACGGCGGCCGCGGAGCCUCUACUCGCAGCGGGGAAUGCGGAGGAGGCCGCGGACGGGGCAGGGCCGUCGGGGGCGUGGCUGAGCCGCACAGGCCUGCGUUGGACGUGGGCGCGGAGCCCCGCGGAGCCGGCCUCAGCGGGCCCGACGUGCGUGCCGAGCGUGACGCGCGGGCAGCGGCUGGCGGCGGGCGGCGGGUGCCUGCUGCUGGCGGCACUCUGCUUCUGCCUGGCCGCGCUCUACGCGCCGGUGCUGCUACUACGCGCACGCAAGUUCGCGCUGCUCUGGUCGCUGGGCUCGGCGCUGGGGCUGGUGGGCGGCGCGCUGCUGCGGGGCGGCGCGGCGUGUGGACGCUUGUUGCGCGGCGAGGAAACUCCGCCGCGGCCCGCGCUGCUCUACGUGGCGGCGCUCGGUGCCACGCUGUACGCGGCCUUGGGUCUGCGCAGCACGCUGCUUACGGUGCUGGGUGCCUGCGGGCAGGUGGCCGCGCUGCUGGCGGUGCUUGUCGGGCUGCUGCCCUGGGGCGGCGGCACCGCGCUGCGCCUCGCGCUCGGCCGCCUGGGCCGCGGCGCCGGCCUCGCGAAGGCCCUGCCGGUGUGAAACUCCGGGCCCGCGUCGUCGGUAUAGGACUAGGAGCCAGCCACGACCGGCACCGUCGGAGGCCAGCCGGCCGAAUCAAGGACUGGACUCGCCAGGUCCCGGACCGCCCGCCGCGACACAUCCAGCUGACCCCGGACGGCGCGGAGCGAAGGGCCUCCCAGGACUGUGCCGGCGAGUCUGUGGACUUUGAGCAGCCGUUAGUAACUGACACACGAACAAUUUGACAAGGUCCUCGGUGUCAGCGUGUGCUCUGAAAACGGGAAUUUUGGCAUUGUAUUGAUGGUAGUAUGCGGUGAGGCGGCGCUUAGAGGUUGCUUUGGCAUUAGUGUGGUUUUAGAAUUGAACUGAGAAAAAAUAGCUUUUUGAAUUAGCUGCUACUUUGGUGAUUUUUCUCAGGCUUGUCUUUUACCUUAUUUAAAAAAAUCCAGUGAUCGAUGUUUAGCUGCAAUAAUUUUUGGUUUUGGUAUGAAUCUAGAAAGGUAUCAGAUUAAACACUGAAUUUAGCUAGUGGGUUUUUUAAAGUACUUGGCUUUGGUUAAGACAGUUUAUCUCGGGUAUUUUCUUCAAAGGAAUUGUAAAUACGGUGCCUUACAACAUAAGAGGAAAAUUAGUGGUUUAUUAGACAUGAAAGUGGCGACCAAAAGUAAUUUCCUGCUCCGUAAAAAUGGUGGUAAGGUGGCUGUAAAGACACUAGAGGUCACGGAAGUGGGCUUAGAAAUCCUGGCAGAUAGGAAGAGAAUUCUACAUCCAGAAUCCCCAUAUUUGCUGGAAGCCAUAAAUUUUCUACAAGCUCUAUCACUCCUAAUCUUAUGGUUUGCUUUUUAAACUGUAGAUUACAAUUUGCAGGCAGAUUGUAUGGUACUUUUCCUUAUCUAAUUGCUAAAUUUCCUUCAAUUUAGGUUCAGUACUUUUAUUCACCUUAUUUAUUGUUAGAAAGUAUGGACCCAAUAUUCUGAUGAAUUCCAGAAAACUGCAUGUUUUGUCAGUAGCUGUAAACCAGGAAGUAAAAUGUAUGUAGAAUUUUAAAAUUCUGUGCCAAUAAUUCUCAUGCUUGAUUGCACAUAAGAAUUACUUAAAUAACCUCAUGAGGAUCAAUUCAGCUGGAAUCUCUGGGAGGUAGGACUUAGACAUUAAUAUAUUUUUUAAACCUCCCAGAUGAUUGGGUCAGCCAAGGUUGAGAACCACUACUGUGGGUUGGCUUGCACAAUUUGGAAAUACAGUAGAACAUCCAGUUGGCCACCUCUUUAAGUUGACCUAAUUUUAGUAGGCCUGACAUGCGUCACAUGUACAUAUCAGUACAGUAGGCCUAGUUCCUUAUCUUGGUCACAUAGGAUCACCUUGUGUCAGUCUUUUGGAUGGCCAACUUCCAGAAGUUGUACUGUAAUUUUUUCCAGAGUUGGAUUCCAGUGUUGCCUUAAUACUGUAUGUCAUGCAGCAGCACUGUUUCUUCCUCUAACCCCCAAUUUUAUGUUCCUAGGUCAGUGCCCUGAGCCCUGCCCCAAGAAUGGUACUAAAGCAGCCAAGAUGCACAGUGUAGGCUUUGUAUUUGCCAAGUUUCUCCAUCAGUAAAUAGGGUUACCUACCUCGAGAGGGAGCUCGUGAGAGUAAAUGCAGUAUUUUCAGCGAGUGACAUAUUUAGUUGUAAAGACUUGUGCCAUUGACUGCUCCUUCUGGUUCCCAAGUUAAAUUUGUUCUAAAUUUCUCUGGAAUUGUAUGGCUGGGAAUUCUAUGAUAUUAUUGUUUAUGUUUUAUAUUUCUUAAGUAAAAUUUAAAAACUUCUGCUUCAGCCGGUUGCAGUAGCACACAUCUUUUGGGGAGGCUAGGUAGGAGUAUCACUUAGGAGUUCUGGGGUGUAGUGCACUAUGCUGGUGUCUACGCUAAGUUUUUGGCAUCGAUACGGUGACCUUAUGGGAGCAGGGGACCAGGCAAUAGGUGAACUAACCCAGGUUGGAAACAGAGCAAGUCAGAACUUCUGAGUUGAUAAGAUUAGUGGUAUGUUACCUGGGAGUUGCCACCUCACUCCACACUUGGGCCUGGACAUUGCCAGGCUGUUUGUUGGUUUUCUUCAAACAUUAUUUGAAAAAUCUUGUUUUUAUAAAAUUCAAAACACAGUAUCUAGUAUGUAUUUUGACAGAUGUUUUUAAAUGUCAUAUAUAU